AAUGGUGGAUUGCGUUACUUUUUCUCGUGCUCCGUGUAAAAUAUUUACGUAAAAUAGUGUUAAUUUCGUGGCGCAGUGUUUCUGACUAACAGAAACAUGUCGGAAACACUGCCGAACAACAAAAAACAAGUUCCGAGGCAGCUGCGUGAACGUAAACAACGCAAGCUCUACUCUGAUGAGUGGGCCCUCGGGGACGAUGAGGCUGAAGGUGGCCGAGGAUUCUCCCUUGCUGACAAGUUGGAGAGCCCCCGCUUUGAACACUCUGGCUCGGUCCAUGAGAUGCAUGGCUCAGAGCUCACCGUAUCAUACUUGCAGAAGCAUGGGUUCACCACACCCUUGCUUUUCAAAGACAAGCUGGGAUUGGGGUUGAGGGUGCCGACGAGCAACUUCACGGUGAACGAUGUGCGCAUGUGCGUCGGUUCCCGCCGGCUGCUCGACGUCAUGGACGUCAACACGCAGAAGAACAUAGAGAUGACUAUGAAGGACUGGCAACGUUAUUACGACGACCCGAACAAGGAGCGCCUAUUGAACGUGAUCUCUCUUGAAUUCUCCCACACACGCCUGGAGAACUACGUGCAGGCGCCACGCAUCGUGCGCCAGAUCGACUGGGUCGACACAGUCUGGCCGCGUCACCUCAAAGACCAACAGACCGAGUCUACAAAUGCUCUGGACGACAUGAUGUACCCCAAGGUGCAGAAAUACUGUCUGAUGUCUGUCAAGGGGUGUUACACUGACUUUCACAUCGAUUUUGGAGGCACUUCCGUUUGGUAUCACAUCUUAAGAGGCGCUAAGGUGUUCUGGUUGAUCCCGCCGACUGAGAAAAACUUGCAGCUGUAUGAGAAAUGGGUGCUGUCGGGCAAACAGUCGGACGUGUUCUUCGGGGACACAGUUGAGAAGUGCAUUCGCGUACAUCUGCAAGCUGGGCAUACAUUCUUUAUUCCGACGGGUUGGAUCCACGCGGUGUACACGCCGAGCGACUCGCUGGUCUUCGGCGGCAACUUCCUGCACCAGUUCGGCAUCGAGAAGCAACUCAAGAUCGCGCAAGUUGAAGACGUUACCAAGGUGCCACAGAAGUUCCGCUACCCGUUCUUCACGGAGAUGCUGUGGUACGUGCUGGAUCGCUACGUGUCCUCCCUGCUGGGCCGCUCGCACCUUGCGCCUGAGGGACAGUCCACGCCGCCCACACCGCCUAAAGAACACAUACAUCUCACACAGAACGAACUACACGGACUCAAGGCGAUUGUGAUGUAUCUGCAUCAGCUGCCGGCGGCGCGCAAGUCGGUCCCCGAACUGCUGUCCGACCCCAUCGCGUUGGUGCGUGAUGUUCGCACGCUGGUGGAGACACAUCGCCACGACAAGCAACACCAGGCCAUUACUGGCGUGCCUGUGCUCAAAGGCCCGGACGACGUGUCGUCGGCGGAGCGGCGCCAGAACAGCGCGCGCGGCGGGCGCGGCGGCGCGGCGCGCGGCGGCCCGGCGCGCCCGCGCCCCGACCACGCCGCCAACACGCCGCGCCGGCGCCGCACUAGGUGCAAGAAAUGUGAAGCCUGCCAACGCACAGACUGCGGCGAGUGCGUGUUCUGCCACGAUAUGGUCAAGUUUGGCGGACUCGGACGUGCCAAGCAGACCUGUGUUAUGCGACAGUGCUUACAGCCUAUGCUCCCAGUGACCGCGUCCUGCGCGGUGUGCCACCUCGACGGCUGGAUGCAAACACCGGUCGCGCCGCAAGCUAAGGGCAACUCGGGUCGCAACGGCCCGUCCUCUCUACGCGAGUGUUCAGUGUGCUACAGCAUCGUGCACCCGGCCUGCGUGCCGCCCGGCGGGCAGAUCAACGAGGACCUGCCCAACUCGUGGGAGUGCCCCACCUGCACCAAUAUGGGGCUCAAUCAUGACUACAAGCCGCGCCAUUUCCGCGCUCGCCAGAAGUCGUCGGAUCUGCGCCGCAUGAGUGUCAGCUCCGAUGCCAGCCAGCUCAGUCAACAUCACAACAUGCAGAAUAAACUGCCUCCACCGCCACCGCCAGCUCCGGUGAAGUCGGAACCCGGUUCAGACAAUGAGGGCAAAAGUGAUCUACAUAUCAAGUCUGAGGAAGAAAUAAAGCGCGAGGAGGAGGGCGGCGCUGGCCGCGGCGAGGGCGAGUGGGAGCCGGCGGUGAAGAAGCGGCGCGCCAGCGACGAGGACGAGGCGCCCAAGAAGCAGGCCCUGCGCGCGCACCUGGCGCUGCAGCUCACGCACCACUCCGCCAAGGGGCUAAAGAAGCCGCUGUACCCGAUCCGGCCGGCGCUGCCCGCCAGCUCCCUGACCAACACGGCGGGCUCCCCGUGGCUGGACCGCGAUGCCAUGCUGUGCGUGUUCGCCAAGCUCACGCCGCACGAGCUCGCCGGCUGCGCGCUCGUCUGCAAAGCCUGGGCAGAGUACUCCAUGGACCCGUCGCUGUGGCGCAGCAUGUCGUUCGUGCAGGUGCGGGUGUCGGCGGCGCAGCUGGCGGGCAUCGCGCGCCGCCAGCCGCUGUCGCUGGGGCUCGAGUGGUGCCACCUGGCGCGGCGCCAGCUCGCCUGGCUCCUAGCGCGUCUCCCAGCGCUGCGCUCCCUGUCCCUGGCCGGCUCGCCCGCCGAGGCGGCGCUGGCGCUCCGCUCGUCCACGUGUCCUCCGCUCACGUCCCUGGAUCUCUCCUUCGCGCGGUGCCUGGAUGAUGCUAAGCUACGCGGCAUCCUCGCGCCUCCGGAGAACUCGCGGCCCGGAGGUGGGGCCCGGACUGGAGCGGAGCCGUCGCGUCUGGCGGCAUUGAGUGUGCUGCGGCUGCCCGGCACUGACAUCACUGACGUCGCCAUGAGAUAUGUUGUUCAGGCGCUGCCGAAGCUGGUGGAGCUGGACGCGUCGUCGUGCGCGCGGCUGACGGACGCGGGCGCGGCGCAGCUGGCGCACCACGGGCUGCAGCGGCUGUCGCUGGCCGGCUGCCGGCUGCUCACCGAGGCCGCGCUCGACCACCUCGCGCGCUGCCCCAACCUCAUCCGACUUGAUCUCCGACACGUGCCGCUGGUAUCAACGCAGGCGGUCAUCAAGUUCGCUGCCAAAUCCAAGCAUAAUCUGCACGUGAAGGAUGUCAAGUUGGUGGAGUUGCGGAAGACCUGAUCCCCCGAGCCGCAGCCCGCGGGCCCACCUGCGCCCGCGCCGGCUGCCGACCCCACUACGGAUCAAUAACUCGGUGAUAGUGACACUGUGAAAGUGCUUGUGACUUUUAGUGACCUUGAAAGUGAAGUGUGUUGGUGGCAUAGUCUUUUUAUAAAAGCCUAAACGCAAAGCAAUAACAUAAACAUCCAUCCCAACUGUAUGUAACCUCUAGUCUAGUUGUAGAUCAUAAGAAUAAUAGUGGAGAAAAUAUUGAGAUUUAUAUGAUUGGUCUAGAUUUUUUACUGUUAGAAAUUAACGUCCAUACAUACAGAGGUUUUAUGGGAUGAUAAUAAAUAUUAAUAGUGUUAAAUGUGAUUGUUAUUAACAAAUGACGUCAAUGUUAUCUUCUAAUAGCAGCUUUUCCCCUUUUCCCCCUUGCUGGUGCACUCUUACAACAUAUCACAAUUCAUCUAUACUUCUAUGCUAUCAACACACGUAUAAAUACUUGAACUGUGAGGUACUGAGGUGAUACGAUUAAAUUCUAAAUUUAAUGAUAGGGCGCAAGAAGUUUAAGACAAACUUCGAGAGUGUAAAGCGUUAAGACUUCUAUACGAUAAGGCGGUCGCUACGAGAUAUUCUUUAUAAUCUAAAUUAUCUUUUUACCUAUUGAAAUACUUCACGAUUCACCAGAAAACAUUUUUAUCAUUGUUAGAAGGCAGACUCAGAGUUUUAAAUUACCUAGAUACGAGAUAUCUUGCCGGGUAUUUAAAUUUCUUGCAUGUGUUUAUUUACAUUUGCCAUUGUAUUUAUUUUGUUCUUACCAUAAUGUUAUUGUAUCAAUUUAGAUCAGUGCCAACGUAUAUUCGCUAUAUGAAGCACACAUUUGAAUGCACAAUCAAAUGACUAUAUCAAGAGUUAUAUGUAUUAAUUUUAUUGCAUGCUGUUGUGUCGGUAUAUAUUUUAUUGUUAGUUUGUAUGUGUUUGUUCGCCAUCGAUGAGAGAGGCUUGAAAUGUACCAUUGACUGUGGAUUCGAACAAUGUUUAGGCCACGAACUUCGUAUACCUGAAGGUACUGGAUUGUUAUUUUUAAUACUUACACAAUAAGUAAUAGUAUUAAUCACUACAUAAUUGUAAACCAUAGUUGCACAGAUGAUGUCGGCAUAGUCAUAAUCGAUUAGUUAAAAUAUUUUAAGCAAAUUAUUUCAUGACUAACCAAAUCAUUUGUUUACAAUUUUACAGUCUGGCAAUUAGUAAAAUGUUUACACUAUGACACAUCUCAGCAAUACUGUCUGUGUGCUCACGUUAUUUAUUUCUUCCAAUAGAAAGUUAUUUUAGUUUCAUGACAAUUCUAAAUCAUUUAGGUUGUAUCUUAUUUAGUUCUAGUCGCUUUUUAGUAAUAAGCUAGAGUUAUAACAGUGACGAUGAUCGAUAUCUGUAUUGUAUAGUGUAUUAUUUUAAACAUAUUCCGUGACUUAAAUAAAUUUUAAUUGAUUUGGAUGGUAAUCACUUAUUUCUAAAUCUAUUUGGUGGUGUAACGAUGUGGGUCGACCACGUAGCAUAAGGUUCUGUCUAUGUAGACCGCAGCUGUUACGGUAAUUUGUCAUUAUAGCGUGUAAGCGAACCGACUCUGGUCACUACGCGAGGUCGGAGGCCGCCUAUAGUAUUAGUGUAGGUAAAUUAUAAUACAUUAGUGAUAAAUAUUUGUAUACACUUGUCAUUUCUCCUAAGCAAAUAACAUGGAAAAAUCUCACGCAGUUGAAAGGUAUUGCCUGUUUGGAAACAAAAGUGUGGAUGGUGUUUCAGCACCUAUUUCGCUCCUUAGUAUUAUCAUCUCCUGCAAUCUAGUCGCCGAGGAAGUCGAGUAUCGAAUAAUAUAGGUGUUAUCUCAAAAACAUUUUGCCAAGUGUGUACAAAUACAAUGACUGUAAAUAGUUAGUCUAAGUCGUUAAUGAGUAACAUUUUUACUUAGAACUUUAUGCUCGUGUGUGAUGAGCUAGUUUCUAAGCAUUGUGUGCCUCUGUGUAUAGACUAGCUAUAGACGAAUCGUUGAUUAAAAUCUAAUUUAGAAAUUUUAAUAAGUCCUUACUCGCGAAAUAUUAUCAGAACGAUGAAGCGAGUAGAGAUUUUGUUAUAAGAAAAAUAAUUCUAAUGUAACAUAGAUAGAUGAUACUAUCUAGUUUUCUAAGCGGCCUUUAUGCGAGAGUUUUAAUCAAUUUUGGAAGAAUACUUUUUUUUUAUAAAGGGCAUGUUUUAUAUUGGUAAGGUAUUAAAAAUAAGCAUUUAGAAAUGAAAAAAAUGUGAUGUGAUUGGACUGGAUUUUACCGGUAUAAAAUGUGUUCCACUCGCAUGCUGGGUCGUGUCGUUGGCGAGAGAGUGAUAUUAUAAGCCAAUGGCUAGGUUAUGAUAGCGAUAUUAUGUGAAUUGACGUGUUAAGACGUGACAUUGUAUCAUUGGUUACCAUAAGCACUCAUAGUAUUUGAAAUAAAUAUUUACAAUGAA
Pectinophora gossypiella (pink bollworm) is the source of this 5610-nucleotide messenger RNA. It is a transcript of the gene Kdm2, whose product is annotated as jmjC domain-containing histone demethylation protein 1. Gene Ontology annotation, biological process: protein demethylation; regulation of transcription by RNA polymerase II. Gene Ontology annotation, molecular function: zinc ion binding; transcription coregulator activity; protein binding. The transcript has 21 exons. Bases 97 to 3132 code for a protein of 1011 amino acids. The record is from RefSeq and is a predicted model, not a curated record. NCBI's taxonomy places the organism in Eukaryota, Metazoa, Arthropoda, Insecta, Lepidoptera, Gelechiidae.